AUGUCCAUAAUAUCGAAUAUCACCUGCAUCUUACGGAAUAUACGAUUACCAAUAGUUCCAAUUCGAUAUAAACAUCCAAGUAUCGAUUAUUCAAGAGUUCCAGUUUUAAAUGAGAAGGACAUAGAAGAACAACAUGUUCGAGGAAGUGGUCCAGGAGGUCAAGCCACAAAUAAAACAUCCAAUUGUGUGAUUCUUAAACAUAUACCAACUGGUCUAGUCGUAAAAUGCCAUCAGACUCGAUCGUUAAUUCAGAAUCAAAACAUUGCUAGAACGAUAUUGAUUAAUAAGUUAGAUGUAUUUUUAAAUAAUGAAAAUAGUGUGGAGGCACAAACUAAAAGACUGAUAGAGAAAAAUUCAAAGCAGAAGGAAAGUAAAAAAGAAAAGUUACGACGGAUUAAAAGCGAAUGGAAAAAACGCGAAGGUUUAGAUUAAUGUACAUUUUAUAAUAUCGU
Messenger RNA from Chrysoperla carnea, 452 nucleotides. RefSeq names its product mitochondrial translation release factor in rescue. The record is from RefSeq and is a predicted model, not a curated record. The transcript has a single exon. Gene Ontology annotation, cellular component: mitochondrion. Gene Ontology annotation, molecular function: translation release factor activity. Gene Ontology annotation, biological process: translational termination. Lineage: Eukaryota; Metazoa; Arthropoda; Insecta; Neuroptera; Chrysopidae. The coding region runs from base 1 to 432 and encodes 143 amino acids.